GCUAACAUGUCGUCGUUGACAAUGUUUUAGACUUUUAGUUCCAGGUAAAUAAUGGACUAAAUCAAAAUGACACAGUAAACUUCAUCUGCUUACUUUCAAUGAAGUUUCAAGUAGUAAAUACAACAGUGCAUCAAAGAUUCAACAAGAACAGUCUCUUUGUACUCAACAUAGGAAUUGAUUUAAGAAACCUUCAGCAGCAGAGCGCUUCGAUACAGACGGCAACAAAAAUUCUAUGAUAGUCUUCCCCUCCGGUAGAAGAGAGAAGAAUAGUGUUUGAAUAUGGAGUCUCCAUUUUACUUGUUGUUCUUGGUUUCAUCAUCACUCAUAAUCCUCUGUCAUUCUAUGGGGACACUGUCUCCCUCCUCCCCAUCUUUGUCAUCUUUGAAGAAGAAAGGUUGCCACAUUGAUGAGAUGGCUGCCUUGCUCCAAUUCAAGCACAGCUUUGUGAUCAACACUAAUCAGUGUGAUGAUGAUGAUCAUCGUAAUCUGUUAUCAUGGCAAGAAGGGGCGACUGCUGCUCGUGGGAGGGUGUUGAAUGUGAUGAACAAACUGAUCAUGCUGGACCUCUCCUUCAAUGACUUCAACUCUUCUCCCAUACCAUCCGCAAUCGGAAACCUCUCAAGCCUCACUCAUCUCAACCUGUCUGGUUCUAGCUUUACUGGCCGAAUCCCACACGAACAGCUCUCCAAAAUCACCACUUUGGUUUCCCUUGAUCUCUCUCUCUAUUUUGAUUAUUACUACCCAUCACUCGGAAUAGUUCAACAAUUGACAUUAAGUGAGCUCCAUCAAUCAUACAUGAACAUCUCUUCUCUUGAUGACUAUACCUCGCUUGGCUUGGAGCUUCACAGUUUGGAACGGCUAGUUCAACACAUGAGCAAUUUGAAGGAGCUCCGUCUAUCAUACGUGAACAUCAGCUCCUCUUCAGGGGUGCUUGACCUCCUCUCAAAUUUUUCAGCUUUAGAAUCUUUGCAUCUUGCUGGUUGUGGACUGGAGGGUGAGUUUCCUGGGGCCAUUUUCAAUCUCCCAAAGCUCAAGAUGCUCAAUCUACAUGGCAAUUAUGAUCUCAAAGGCUAUUUGCCUAACUUCCGUUUAGGGAGUCCUCUUAAAUCAUUGUGGCUCUCUCAUACUAGUUUUGGAGGAGUGUUGCCUCCUUCCAUUGGAAAUCUUGCCUCUUUGGAAGAACUAGAGAUCUCCUAUUGCAAUUUUACAGGGAAGCUUCCGGUGUCACUCGCCCUCCGAAUCAUCGACUUAUCCAACAAUAGUUUCGGAGGGAAGCUGCCAUCAAAGUUCAUUGACACUUUGAAUCCCAUGAGAGCCUUAAAUGUAAGUCACAAGCUGGAAUACAUGGAGCAGACAUUGCAACCGAAUAGCUAUUGGGUCAUUGAAGAAUUUGGCCCAUUUGAUUACUCAAUAACCAUGCAUAACAAGGGUUUUGAAAUGAACUAUAUGAAGAUUCCAGAUAUUUUUUGUGGUAUAGAUUUCUCCUCCAACAAUUUUGAAGGGCAGAUUCCUGACACGUUUGGAGAUCUUGCGGGGCUUCAGUUGCUAAAUCUUUCUAGAAACAAUCUCAGCGGUCACAUACCAUCUUCUUUCUCAAACAUGAAGAAUUUAGAGUGUUUGGAUCUCUCCCAAAACCAACUCUCAGGACAGAUUCCUACCAAGCUCACAAAACUCACUUACCUUUCAUCAUUUGACGUGUCAUUUAACGAUCUCUCUGGCCCUAUACCAAAAGGAAAUGAGUUCUGUACCUUUGACUCCAAAUCAUAUGAAGGGAAUCCUAGAUUGUCCCUUGAAACUUGGAAUAAGCAAUGUGGAAAUGCAAGGUCUUUGCCUCAACUUCAGCAGCCUCCAUCCAUCACAGAAGAAGAUGACACCUCAGAAUAUGACUUAAAAAUAAAGUGGGUCAUAAUUUCGAUUGGAUUCCUAAGUGGUUUGGUUGGUGGAGUGAUCGUUGGGAUUGAGUUGACUACUAGAAAACACUAUUGGUUCGUCAAGAAGUUUGCAAGGAUGCAGAGCCGAUGGUGUGCAUGAGAGGAGAAUCAUUCUCGGUUGUGUUUGGAGUAAACAGAAAUAAAUGGCUGUGGAUGUGUUUGUACUUUGCAGUAUCAGUGUUUUGGGUAUUCUCUGUUGUGUAUUUUUUUAUUGUCAAGUGAUUCAUGCAUUGAAAUGUAAGAAAGAUAUGCUCUUUUG
This is a messenger RNA of Cuscuta campestris, 2190 nucleotides long. The record is from the annotation of a GenBank genome assembly. Lineage: Eukaryota; Viridiplantae; Streptophyta; Magnoliopsida; Solanales; Convolvulaceae.